CCAAGGAGCGCUGCUGCGCUCGCCACUCGCUGCAACCGCGAGCGGGACUAGACGGGAAACGAGCGAGCGCUGCUGCUGCCGCCGCCGCCUCGCCUCCCCCCCGCCGCCUCCUCCGCUCGCCUCGCCGUCCGGGCCCCGCGAGCCAUGGUGCCGGGGUUGCCUCCCGCGGGCUGCAGCCUAUGGGCCAGCUGCGCCUGAGCGGCGGCGCCCGCCUGCCCCCCGAUGCCCCCGGCGCCCCUGCCUCGCCGCCGCUGCUUCCCCCGCCGGGGCGGAGGAGGCUGCUCGCGCUGCUGCUCUUCGCCAUGCUCGCCUUGUGGCUCUGCGUGCUCUAUUCGUGCGCCGCCGGGGCGUGCGCCUCCGCCGCGCCGGGUCUGCUGCUGCUGCGCGGCUCGGCGCCUCCUGCCCGGCGGGCGCACAACCCCGCGGCGCUCUCCAAGCUGCUGCUGCUGCGGGCGCCGGGCUCCAAGGGCCAGCUGAGCCCCGAGCAGGAGAACAACGACGAGGACGACGACGAGGACGACGACGGGGGGAAUAACAACAGCAACGGCGGCGCUGCCGCGGAUUCUCCUCUCAGUCCCAUAUCCAGCUUCCUCAACGGCUCCGGCACCAAGCGGCUGCCCCAGGCGGUGAUCAUCGGCGUGAAGAAGGGCGGCACUAGGGCGCUGCUCGAGUUCCUGCGGGUGCACCCCGACGUGAGGGCCGUGGGCGCCGAGCCCCACUUCUUCGACCGCAACUACGAGCGGGGACUCACCUGGUACAGGGAUUUGAUGCCAAGAACUCUCGAUGGGCAGAUCACCAUGGAGAAAACUCCCAGCUACUUUGUCACCAAGGAAGCCCCGGCUCGCAUCUCUGCCAUGUCGAAGGGCACCAAGCUCAUUGUGGUGGUGAGAGACCCAGUCACCAGAGCCAUUUCUGACUACACGCAAACUCUGUCCAAGAAGCCUGACAUCCCCACCUUUGAGAGCCUGACCUUCAAAAACAGGACUACGGGCCUCAUUGAUACCUCCUGGAGUGCCAUCCAGAUCGGCAUUUACGCCAAGCACCUGGAAAACUGGCUCCUGUACUUCCCCAUUGGGCAGAUCCUCUUUGUCAGUGGGGAGAGGCUAAUCAGCGAUCCAGCUGGUGAGUUAGGCCGAGUCCAGGACUUUCUGGGCCUCAAGAGGAUCAUCACGGACAAACACUUCUACUUCAACAAAACCAAGGGUUUCCCAUGCCUGAAAAAGGCUGAAGGCAGCAGCAAGCCCCACUGCUUGGGCAAAACCAAGGGGCGGACCCAUCCCAACAUAGACCAGGAAGUGGUCCAGAGGCUGCGGGAAUUCUACAGGCCCUUCAACAUGAAGUUCUACCAGAUGACUGGACAUGACUUUGGCUGGGAUUGAUGGUUUAAUGCCGACGUUCUUGCCAGAGUUAAUCCCCUCAUUUCAGCUUGCUAUCCCCCUUAUAUAUGUAGAUAGGUCUAUAUGUAAAAUGUACAGAAAUCUAUUUUAUAAUAAUUUAUUUUUAAUUCUUAAGCAAUUAAUUCACUAAGCUGCCUAACCACACUGUAGCAGCCCAUAGCUGUGUUUUUAACAUUCCACAGUGCUGAAUCCUUACUCUGCUCUUUCUCUUUUUUGUAGCCUGGUUCAGUUUGUGCUGGAAAGUGCUUCUAAGUAUCUUCUAUGAGAAAAAUUAAUAUAAAAGAAAGGUUGGUGGGUAAGGGAGAAAGAAUUUUUAAAAGCACAAUUUUAUUUUCCAAUACGGGUACUAGGCAUUUUGAAACACUUUUGUGAAAGGCCCUCCAGCUAGCAUAUUUUGCCUUCCCUUUUCCAGAUCAAUCCACUUGCAAUUGAGUUUUUGGUUGGCUAUGAAAUUUCAUGGAACUCAAAGCAUUUAGGCCUAGCUUAAGCCUUUACAGGUGGGCAUGGCACGAGUGCAGAAGGAGAUUCUCUCCAGCCAUAUAGCUGCUGCCUGUUUCUCAGAUAUGUUUUCCUUGAUGUGUACAACUCUCUCUCCUUGUAGAAAGCUUUGCUACAGUAGUUACUGAAUGUUCUACAGUUUUUCCUUCUGCUUUCUUGACCUUUAAGCAGAUUUCCUGGACUGACAACUAUGCAUAUUUGGUCCAGCUUUAACUUGUUCCUGCUGAAAAUGUGAAAUGCUUCCUUCGGGCACAAUUCAUAUGGGGUGCUUCUUUUUUAAAAAAGCUGGUCUUGUAGAAGAAGACCAUGCAGUCUGAACAUGUAUAGUGAACCACUCCCUGCUAUGUAUAACUGAAUGAUAGGCCUGAUUGCUGAUAGCCCUGCAGUCAGGGUGCUUUCAGAUUAGAACAUGCAGAGUUACAUGCCUCAUCAGCCUUUUUCUAAGAGAGUUAAUUAAAUCCCUCCCUCCGCUGGUGCUGAGCUGAAAGUUGUGGACUUUCAUAUGGGGUCAAGUGGGAUGUGGGGGGAAGUAUGCACUUCAUUAAACCCUUGAGAGAGGGGUUGGAAAUGAACAUGCAGGGACCAUAGACAGUCUGAACCUUGCCAAAGAAUUUCACACCCGCCCC
Messenger RNA from Podarcis raffonei (Aeolian wall lizard), 2521 nucleotides. RefSeq names its product heparan sulfate glucosamine 3-O-sulfotransferase 3B1-like. The record is from RefSeq and is a predicted model, not a curated record. Gene Ontology annotation, molecular function: [heparan sulfate]-glucosamine 3-sulfotransferase activity. The transcript is spliced from 2 exons. Bases 180 to 1379 code for a protein of 399 amino acids. NCBI's taxonomy places the organism in Eukaryota, Metazoa, Chordata, Lepidosauria, Squamata, Lacertidae.